UCUGGAGGAAUGUUUACCGGACACCAAGAGAGCCCAGAGGGACAGCGCCCAGAGCUGGUAGAGAGACGCACAGCCUCCCAGUCUCGCUGGCCCAGCUGGCCCAGACUUAGGGGCGCAGCCACCAGGGCCCCUUCUCUUCCUCAGCCUCCCUUCAGGGCCCCUUUAAGACGGCUGGUCCUCUUCUCUCUAAGUUAACCCCUCAAAGUCCAGGUGUCCCCUGGGCUCCAGGCCUGGUGGGCGGAGGCAGGGGGAGCCAGGGGCGGGGGAGAAAAGGUUUGACGAGAUCUGGGAGGGAGAGAAGAGGCCGAGGAGCAGGAAGGCAGCCACCAAGAGGAGCCGGGAGGCGUCCCUGCCUUGCCAGUCGGACAGUGCCAAAGCCGGGGAGCGUGGAGCUGGGGGGAGGGCCGGGGACAGCCCGGCCCUGCCCCCUCCCCCACGGUGUGCCCAACAACUUCUGAGGAAAGUUUGGCAGAGAAGCCGCGAGCGCGGUGCCCGGAGGAUGGGCAGGGUCCCGCUGGCCCUGUGGUUGGCGCUGUGCUGCUGGGGGUGCGUGGUCCCCAAGGGCUCACAGGCGGAGGUGGACCCCUUUGUAGGGAGCCCGGGGAACAUCACUGGUGCCCGGGGACUCACAGGGGCCCUUCAGUGUGAGCUCCUGGUUCGUGAGGAUCCCCCUGAGGUGACCUGGCUUCGGGAUGGACAGGUCCUAGACCUGGUGGACAGCACCCAGAUCCAAGUGCCCCUGGACGAAGACGGAGAGGAUGACUGGAAAGUGAUCAGCCAACUCAGAAUCUCGUCCCUGCAGCUCUCGGACACGGGAUGGUACCAGUGUGCGGUGGUCCUGGGAGGAAGGACCUUCGUGUCCCAGCCUGGCUUUGUCGGGCUGGAGGGCUUGCCCUACUUCCUGGAGGAGCCUGAGGACAGGACUGUGGCCGCCAACACCCCCUUUAACCUGAGCUGCCGGGCCCAGGGACCUCCAGAGCCUGUGGACCUACUCUGGCUCCAGGAUGCUGUCCCCCUGGCUCCGGCCACGGGCCACGGCCCCCACCACAUACUGCAUGUUCCAGGCCUGAACAAGACGUCUUCUUUCUCUUGUGAAGCCCAUAAUGCCAAGGGAAUCACCACAUCCCGCACAGCCACCAUCACAGUGCUCCCCCAGCGGCCCCGCGACCUCCACUUGGUUUCCAGCCGGCCCACGGAGCUGGAGGUGGCUUGGACCCCAGGUCUGAGUGGCGUCUACCCCCUCACCCACUGCACCCUGCAGGCUGUACUGUCAGAUGAUGGGGUGGGCAUCAGGCUGGGAGAGCCAGACCCCCCAGAGGAGCCUCUCACCUUGAAAGCGUCUGUUCCCCCUCACCAACUUCGGCUGGGCAGCCUCCGUCCUCACACCCCUUACCACAUCCGGGUGGAAUGUGCCAGCAGCCAGGGCCCCUCAUCGUGGACCCACUGGCUUCCCGUGGAGACGCCGGAGGGAGUGCCCUUAGGUCCCCCUGCGAACGUUAGCGCUGUGCGGAAUGGGAGCCAAGCUCUUGUGCGUUGGCAGGAGCCCAUGGCACCCCUGCAGGGCACCUUGUUAGGGUACCGGCUGGCCUAUCGAGGCCAGGACACCCCCGAGGUACUAAUGGAUGUGGGGUUAAAGCAAGAGGUGACCCUGGAGCUGCGGGAGGACAGGACUGUGCCCAACCUGACGGUGUGCGUGGCAGCCUACACUGCCUCUGGGGAUGGACCCUGGAGCCUCCCUGUGCCCCUGGAGCCCUGGCGCCCAGGGCAAAGACAGCCAGUGCACCAGCUGGUGAGUGAACCCCCAGCCCCUGCCUUCUCAUGGCCCUGGUGGUAUGUACUGCUGGGAGCCGUUGUGGCUGCUGCCUGUGUCUUCAUCUUGACCCUGUUCCUCGUCCACCGGCGGAAGAAGGAGACUCGCUAUGGAGAAGUGUUUGAACCCACAGUGGAGAGGGGCGAGCUGGUGGUCAGGUACCGUGUUCGCAAGUCCUACAGUCGCCGGACCACUGAAGCCACCUUAAACAGCUUGGGCAUCAGCGAAGAGCUGAAGGAGAAGCUACGGGAUGUGAUGGUAGACCGGCAUAAGGUGGCCCUGGGGAAGACCCUGGGAGAAGGAGAGUUUGGAGCUGUGGUGGAGGGCCAGCUCAACCAGGAUGACUCCAUCCUCAAAGUGGCUGUGAAAACAAUGAAGAUUGCUAUCUGCACCAGGUCUGAGCUGGAGGAUUUCCUGAGUGAAGCUGUCUGUAUGAAGGAAUUCGACCACCCCAACGUUAUGAGGCUCAUCGGUGUCUGUUUCCAGGGUUCCGAACGUGAGGGCUUCCCAGCACCUGUGGUCAUCUUACCUUUCAUGAAACAUGGAGACCUACACAGCUUUCUUCUCUAUUCCCGGCUCGGGGACCAGCCAGUGUUCCUGCCCACUCAGAUGCUGGUGAAGUUCAUGGCAGACAUUGCCAGUGGCAUGGAGUAUCUGAGUACCAAGAGAUUCAUACACCGGGACCUGGCUGCCAGGAACUGCAUGCUGAACGAGAACAUGUCUGUAUGUGUGGCGGACUUUGGGCUCUCCAAGAAGAUCUACAAUGGGGACUACUACCGCCAGGGACGCAUCGCCAAGAUGCCAGUCAAGUGGAUCGCCAUCGAGAGCCUGGCUGACCGCGUCUACACCAGUAAAAGUGAUGUGUGGUCCUUCGGAGUGACAAUGUGGGAGAUUGCCACACGGGGCCAAACCCCAUAUCCGGGAGUGGAGAACAGCGAGAUUUACGACUACUUGCGCCAGGGGAACCGCCUGAAGCAGCCUGUGGACUGCCUGGAUGGACUGUAUGCCCUGAUGUCCCGGUGCUGGGAGCUAAACCCCCAGGACCGGCCAAGUUUUGCAGAGCUGCGGGAAGAUCUGGAGAACACGCUGAAGGCCCUGCCCCCUGCCCAGGAACCUGACGAAAUCCUCUAUGUCAACAUGGAUGAGGGUGGGAGCCAGGCUGAACCACUUGGAGCUGCUGGAGGAGCUGACCCCCCAACUCAGCCUGACCCUAAGGAUUCCUGCAGCUGCCUCACCGCGGCUGAGGUCCAUCCUGCUGGACGCUAUGUCCUCUGCCCAUCUACAGCCCCCGGCCCCACCCUGCCCGCUGACAGGGGCUCCCCAGCACCCCCAGGGCAGGAGGAUGGAGCCUAAGACAACCCUCCCCAUGGGACUCCCUCUCAGGACACAAGCUAGGCACUGCCACUGGGGGACUCCUCCUACUUUCCCAUUCCAGGCCUUACCCCCAACUGCAGCCCUCUCUUCCAACCUAUUUCACUUCCAUCCCACACAGAUCCUCUCCCUUUGCUACACCUUAGUGUCCCCAUGUGUAAAAGGAAGGGGUUGGACUGCAAUCCCUAAGGGUCUUCCUAGGUCCAAUAUUCCAAGAUUCUGGAUUCUAAGGUUCAAAGAGUCUAGAUUAAAAGGUUCUAGGUUUUAAAGAUGGCUAUGAGUCUUUGGUUCUAAGGACCUGAAAUCCCAAAGUCUCUAAUUCGAAAGUGCUGAGGUUCUAGACAUGGUAGUUCUAAAGCCUAUAUUCUAAAGCUCUGAGAUUCAAUGGCUCUAGAUUUUUCUGGUUUUAAGAUUCUUGAUAAAGCCCUCAAGUUUUUAGGUUCCAAAGUUCUAAGAUUCUAGGUCUAGGAUCUAAGACUCUAUGAUUCUAGAUUUUCUUUUCCUUAGGGUGUAAGAUUCUAGAUUCUAAAAUCCUACACUUCUAAACAUGGAGGUUUUAAGGCCUAAUAUUCUAAAAUUCGAUAUUCUAAGCCUCUUAGAGUAUAAAUGCUCUGGCUGUAAGACUCUAGAUCACAAAGCUUCAAGAUUUUAUCUUCUCAAGUUCUAAAAUUCCAGUAAUAGUCAAUUAUAGACUCUAAGGCUUUUGAUCCUCAAAGCUCUUGUUAAGAGAUUCUGGAUCCUAAAUGUCUAAGAUUCUAGAAUUCAAAAGUUCUAAGAAUUUACAAGUGGAGGUUCUAAGGUCUAAUGUUCUAAGAUGUGACUAAGACUUCGUCUAAGAACCUAAGUUCUCUGUGUCUGUGCUUCAAGAUUCUAGAUUAUUAAAGUGUAAGAUUCCAAUGUUGUUCUGUUCCAUGUUCCAAAGCACUCUAGAUUCUAUUGGUCCAAGAUUCUGGAUCCUCAGCAUCUAAGGAGUAAGACUCUACAGCUGGGUGUGACUAACUAUAUACCAAAGUUCUAAUCAUUUCUAAUGUUGUACACCUUUAGGUUCUAUGCUGUAUUCUGACUUUCUAGGAUUUUGGUUAAGGGUCCAAAAAUCCACAGUUCUAAAUCUUAAGAUUCUAGGCACUGUAGUUUCAAGAUUCAAAUGUUAAAAUUCUAAAGGUCUACAGGUCUAGGAUUCUAAGGUACAAUUCCAAGGUUCUAACCUUAUAGUAGUCUUCUGUGUGACCCUCUCCUUCUUAGCCACCUCUGCUUCCUCCUCCCCUCAUGUGGGGGUGUGCCUCCUCAAACCUGUGCAAUGCAUUAGGGAUGCCUCCUUUCUGCAGGGGACAAUCUUCCUCCUUUUGGGCCAUGCUGCCCCCCUGAGCCAGUCCCUCGUGCCCCCUGUACAGAGUGUAGACUCGGGUGCCUCCAGAGGGGCUCAGAUCACAUUAAACUUUGUAACC
Molecule: messenger RNA, 4626 nt
Organism: Rhinolophus ferrumequinum (greater horseshoe bat)
Lineage: Eukaryota; Metazoa; Chordata; Mammalia; Chiroptera; Rhinolophidae
Gene: AXL
Product: AXL receptor tyrosine kinase
Exons: 20
Coding region: 500-3163 (887 amino acids)
Biological process (GO): multicellular organism development; phagocytosis; cell surface receptor protein tyrosine kinase signaling pathway
Cellular component (GO): signaling receptor complex
Molecular function (GO): protein binding; ATP binding; transmembrane receptor protein tyrosine kinase activity
Source: RefSeq, a predicted model, not a curated record